Messenger RNA from Cebus imitator (Panamanian white-faced capuchin), 534 nucleotides. RefSeq names its product dual specificity tyrosine-phosphorylation-regulated kinase 4-like. The annotation marks the transcript as partial. The transcript has 2 exons. The record is from RefSeq and is a predicted model, not a curated record. NCBI's taxonomy places the organism in Eukaryota, Metazoa, Chordata, Mammalia, Primates, Cebidae.
AUGGGAACCUUCUCUUCGCAUGACCCCGGACCAGGCCCUCAAGCAUGCUUGGAUUCAUCAGUCUAGGAACCUCAAGCCACAGCCCAGGCCCCAGACCCUGAGGAAAUCCAGUUUCGUUUUCUCCUCUGAGACAAGGAAGAACAAGGUUCAAGGCCGUCAUCACUCGAGCAGAAAAGAUGAGAUCACCAGAGAGACUAUAGACAAAACAAAAGAUGGCCCCAUGAGGCAUAUUCAGCAUUCAGGUGAUCAGUGGGACCCUCUCCAGCACACAGCUGACACUGUUCAGCUGCCUCCACUGGUAGAAGCUCUCCCGAAGUCAGAGGCAGCUGUUGGGGCAGAAGUGUCCUUGACCUCCACAGGACAGAGCAAAAAUUCCUCCCCAAAGAACACAAACAUUUUACCCCCCAUUGUAUGACCUUUGCUGAGGGUGUGUCCUGCUCCUUUCCACCAGUGAUUUGUAUUGACAGCACUUACAUUGGACAAUACUUCAGACUGUUGCUUUUUAAUACAGAAAAGUUUAUUUAAAAAAACUCU